Stylonychia lemnae is the source of this 1416-nucleotide messenger RNA. Lineage: Eukaryota; Ciliophora; Spirotrichea; Sporadotrichida; Oxytrichidae. The record is from the annotation of a GenBank genome assembly.
AUGAGUUCUUAGUGCUUAUUCUAAAGACAUUCAGUCAAGAAGCUAGUUUAGAGCUUCAAAGAAAAUCCUUCCAAGUAUUCCGAGUUUGUUGAUGAGACUCUUGAGAGAAUGAAACUUUCAGAGCAUCUUAAUAUUUUCAGCUAUCAAACAAAAGAUCAGAUCAAGAAAUCUGUAGCUGAAGUGACAAAACUGUAUCGUAAUGGUGAAUAAAGGCCUUUAGAGGGAAUAAUAAUUGGUCUGAAAGACAAUAUCAGCGCAGCUGGAUAUCCGUGCUAUGGAGGAAGCAAGGCUUUUAAAUCUAACAUAGCAAAGUAUGAUUGCAAUCUCUGGUCUAAACUUAAAAUUCAUGGAGCAAUUAAUGGUGGAGGCUUGAUUAUGCAUGAGUUAGCUUAUGGUGUAAGCACUUUGAAUGCUCACUUUGGAAAAGUAAGAAAUCCCUAUGAUUCAGAGAGAUCAGUUGGGGGUUCAAGUGGCGGAAGUGGAGCAGUUGUUGGAUCUGGAGUAUUACCUAUAUCGUUGGGAACAGACACUGGAGGUUCAAUCAGAAUACCAGCUACAUGGAAUGGAGUUGUUGGAUACAGACCUACUAUCGGCAGAUGGUUUCCUAACUACGGAAUUAAGAUGACUAAUACAUUAGACACUAUUGGCCCUAUAGCUACUUGCAUGGAUGAUAUUCUCUUAGUAGACUAAUUAGUAACUGGAUAAGAGCAUGAAUAGAUUCAAAAUUCUUAAUCCCUAAGAAUUGGAAUAGCAAAUCCAGAAAAUUUUGAUAACCUUGAUCCAGAAGUUAAAACUAGAGUGGAUCAGGCUAUUGAUAAACUGAAAGCAAAAGAUGGCAUUGAAUUCGUUCAAACAGAUGAUUAGGUCAAUUUCCCUACAGUAUUCCUAACCUCAACACUUCUCAAAAUUAUCAAUCUUGAAAUGCCAAACAUCAUAAAGUAAUAUAUUGAAUAGAAUAAUCUGAAUAUAACUCUGUAAGAUAUAGGUGACAAUAUUGAAUCCUUAGAUGUAAAAGAUCUUUUUAUUGACUUUGCUAUUAAAAACCCUAAACCACAUUCAGAAUUAGUUCGUUUAAUCAAUGGAAGUAGAUAGGCUGUUUUAAAAGAAGUUCAUAGUUAUUUCAAGAGAAAUAGAUUAGAUGCUAUAAUUUAUCCUUCAGUCAAAUGUCUACCCUUUAGAUUUGAUGAUUACAAUCCCUAAGAUCAUUCAGUUAGUCACAAUGGUAGCAGAAUGAAUUAGCUUGAUAUUACGUUUCAAAAUUCAGUACUAGGAUCUAUCGUUAAUGGACCUUGUGUAACUUUGCCUAUUCAAACUGUAAAAGGCAAUCUACCAGUCGGACUUGAAAUUUAAUCCCUUACUGGUGAUGACAAGAAACUUUUAGCUAUUGCCAAAUACAUUGAAGAUGUUCUUAUUUGA